GGUGCGGUGAAUCCACAUUCCAAUCAACACUAGCACAAACUCCCGCCAUGGCCAGUUUCGGCACUGUGCUCGACCUAAAAUUUCUUGACGGCCUGCUCGCUCUUCAGCGAAAUCCUGGACGGUGAGAGCCUCCAACAACACGACUACAUCACCAUGUCAGGCUCAAAGAAACGCCAGGCAGAGGCGCCGGCUCAGGCCCAGCAGCCGAAAAAGAGCAAGAAAAGAAAGGCAAAUGCGCCGGACGAUGACUCUCUUGACGUCGAGCUUGGCGUCAACCUGCUCUUCACCCGCAUGGACAACCAGCUCUUGGCGGAUCACCUCGCCCAGAAGUUGACCCGGUUCGGAACCGAUCUCAGCCCUGUUGAGAUUUCCGAUUUGACCAUGUCAGCCAGUACCAUCCGGGAUACAACAUCGUGGCAGGAGUCGAGGACUCUGGACAAGUUACCUGAUUUCCUGGAAAGAUUCUCGACAGGCGCCGAGGAAUUGAUGAAGACGUCCAAGAGGAAGGGAGCGCCACAUACCCUCAUUGUUGCAGGAGCUGGCUUAAGGGCUGCCGACAUUACCAGGGCUGUCCGAAAAUUUUCCCGCAAGGAAAGCACUGUCGGUAAACUGUUUGCCAAGCACAUGAAAGUGGACGAGCAAGUCGAGUUCCUCAACAAGCACAGUAUCGGUAUCGGCGUCGGCACACCUGCCCGCUUGAUAGAUCUCAUCAAAAACGGAGCGUUGUCCCUCGAGAACCUCAGGCGCGUGGUGGUGGAUGCUUCCCACAUUGACCAAAAGAAGCGAGGCGUUAUGGACAUGAAGGACACGAUGUUGCCGCUGGCGCGGUUCUUGUCGCUCGACGAGUUCAAGGGCGGAUACGUGGACGAGAAGAAGCCGCUGGCGUUGCUGUUCUAUUAGAUACCCCUCCACCAAAAAUGAACUCGCGGUUUCUUGGAUACCUAUGAA
Molecule: messenger RNA, 948 nt
Organism: Ilyonectria robusta
Lineage: Eukaryota; Fungi; Ascomycota; Sordariomycetes; Hypocreales; Nectriaceae
Product: U3-containing 90S pre-ribosomal complex subunit-domain containing protein
Exons: 5
Coding region: 154-900 (248 amino acids)
Cellular component (GO): nucleus; 90S preribosome
Source: RefSeq, a predicted model, not a curated record